AUGGCUUUAGCACCAGCUGUCCUACAAUGCCUCGGUGAUAGCCCCAGAACCAUCCUAACCCUCGUCUCUAUCGCCCUCCUAGCCUAUGUGGUUUACAUGCGCCACAUCCAUCCUCUUUCCCGCUAUCCAGGCCCUCUCUUCGCCUCGUUAUCCAACACAUACAAAGCCUACUACGUGUACAAACUCGCGAUCCACGAAAAACUGCUUGAGUUACACAACGCCUACGGCCCUGUUGUGCGCAUCGGGCCCAACCACCUGCACACAUGGGAAGGCGAGGCAAUCGCGCCCAUCUACAAGGGCGGAAGGUCCAUGGGGAAGAGCGAGUUCUACGACGCCUUCACGGCAUUUAGGCCGAACCUCUUUGGAGGGAGGGAUGAAGACAUCCACGCCCUCCGCCGACGCCAACUAAGCCACGGGUUCGCACAAGUCUCUGUGCAAAAGCUGGAGCCACUCAUCGAAGGCCAAAUGGCCAUCCUCAUCUCGAAACUUCGGCGCCAUGCACAAACUGGAGAAACGUUCGACCUGAAGCACGCUCUGAACCUAUACGUCCUCGAUAUCCUCGGCGAGGUUGCGUUCGCGAAACCAUUUGGUGUCCAGCUUACGGAAGACGUCGAGAAACUGCACGCCAUCAACGACCACCUCUUACUGGCUGGUGUGAUUGGUGAACUGCCCUGCCAGGAUCUCACCAAGUUCUUGUCGAGCAUAAGUCCCGUGCCGUGGAUGAGGAGGCUGAUGAAGAGUCGACUCAAGCUAAAGGGUAUCUGCGCCGGUUGUGUGAGGUUUAAGAUCGAGAACCAGGAGAAGAUAACCAGGCCGGAUUUGCUUCGGAGCUUGGUUGAAGCCACGGAUCCGGAGAGUGGGAAGAGGCUGUCCGAGGAGGAGAUCAAUUCGGAGGCUUUUGCCGUGCUCGUCGCAGGCUCCCACUCCACAGCCGGAACAAUGACCCUCCUCUUCUGGCACCUCAUUCAGAACCCGUCGAUCAUGCGCAAAGUCCAAGCCGAGAUCGAGAGCACACUCGGCCCACUGGCCAAAGACCAAACCUCGUACCCCAUCGCCGGCCUCGAGGCCUCACUCAAGUACACAAUGGCCUGUGUCCGCGAGAACUUCCGUAUCAACCCCGUCUUCACGAUGCCGCUUUGGCGCAAGGUCGGAUACCCAGCUGGUCUGGAUAUCGGCGAGCAUCAUAUCCCAUAUGGCACAAACAUCUGCAUAUCAAACUACGUCCUGCACCACAACCCCUCCAUCUUCGGCCCCGACCAUGCCAUCUACAACCCCGAAAAGUGGCUCGACGAGUCCUGGAAUAAAGAGAAGGGACGGUACCUGAUCCCCUUCAGCGUCGGGCAUCGCAUGUGCAUCGGGCGGAACCUGGCCAUGACGAACAUCCUUAAGAGCGUGACGACCCUGCUUGCCAUGUUUGAGUUUGAGCCGCUCCAGGAACAGAAAGAAAGGAGUGUGAGGGUGCUUAGUCCGGGGAUUGGGGAGAUGGCGGGGUGUUUUGAGGUUAGGGUUAGACUUCGGGGUGAGGGUGGGAGGUAG
Messenger RNA from Aspergillus mulundensis, 1536 nucleotides. Its product is annotated as putative Cytochrome P450. Gene Ontology annotation, molecular function: iron ion binding; monooxygenase activity; oxidoreductase activity, acting on paired donors, with incorporation or reduction of molecular oxygen. Bases 1 to 1536 code for a protein of 511 amino acids. The record is from RefSeq and is a predicted model, not a curated record. Lineage: Eukaryota; Fungi; Ascomycota; Eurotiomycetes; Eurotiales; Aspergillaceae. The transcript is spliced from 4 exons.